Molecule: messenger RNA, 1441 nt
Organism: Vidua chalybeata
Lineage: Eukaryota; Metazoa; Chordata; Aves; Passeriformes; Viduidae
Product: microtubule-associated protein RP/EB family member 3-like
Exons: 5
Coding region: 1-672 (223 amino acids)
Biological process (GO): protein localization to microtubule plus-end; spindle assembly; regulation of microtubule polymerization or depolymerization
Cellular component (GO): microtubule plus-end; spindle midzone; microtubule organizing center
Molecular function (GO): microtubule plus-end binding
Source: RefSeq, a predicted model, not a curated record
AUGCAGAUGAGCGCCCGCCGCGCGGCAUGCCGGGCCCCAGCCCGCGCCAAGCCCGCGCUGCCCUGGCGCGUCCGCGGGCGCUGCGCGGGCCGGGCCAUCAUCGCGGUGGAGCGGCUGGUGAAGGGCAAGUUCCAGGACAAUUUUGAGUUCAUCCAGUGGUUCAAGAAAUUCUUUGACGCCAACUACGACGGCAAGGAGUACAACCCGCUGCUGGCGCGGCAGGGCCAGGACGUCGCGCCCCCCCCAAACCCAGGUGAUCACAUCUACAACAAACCCAAGAAACCCAUUGGCACCGCAGUCCCCCAGAGGACCUCCCCCACGGGCCCCAAGAACACCCCGAACCCAGCCCGCCUCGGCAACGUGCCCAGCGGCAUCCUACGGAAAAACUCGCCUGCCGCCCGCAACGGCGGCACCGAGGCUGACGCGCAGAUCCUGGAGCUCAACCAGCAGCUGAUGGACCUGAAGCUGACGGUGGACGGGCUGGAGAAGGAGCGGGAUUUCUACUUCAGCAAACUGCGGGACAUUGAGCUCAUCUGCCAGGAGCACGAGAACGAGAACAGCCCCAUCAUCACCGGCAUCGUCAGCGUCCUCUAUGCCACGGAGGAGGGCUUUGCCCCACCGGAGGACGACGAGCUGGAGGAGCAGCCGCCAGAGGACCAGGACGAGUACUAGCCCCGGCCCGCGCCCGCGCCCCCCGCGCCGCCCCCACCACAGACACGGGAGGUCCGAGCCCGCGCCUCGCCCCGCACUGUCACACGCCACGGCGGUCUCCGGCAGCGCCAGGGGGAAGCCACCAUCUCCAUACCCAGCCGGCAUCCCUGGGCGAGGAGCGCGGCCGCGCCGGGGGCCGGGGCCGGGCAGGGCUCAGGCGCCGUGCCGGGGCCCGGCCCGCGCCGCCCCCUCCCCAUAUUUAUUUCUGUUGUCCCCCGGGUGCGAGCGAGCGCCGCGUCCGCCCCGGUGUCCUGCGUGCCCACGGCGAGAGUGAGAGGGAAGGCCGCGGCCUCGGGGGCCGGCCCGGGGGGCCGAGCACUGCUCACCUUGCUGGGAGCCCCCGGGACCCCCGUGGCAGAGCGAGCGCCGGCCCGGCAGCCUGUCGGGGCGGGAGGCCACGGAGCCGAGGAGGGAGAUGUCGGUUCGGGUUCCCGGGAAGGAGGAAAGGAAAGCCCAGCCCGGCGCGGCCGCGGCAGCGGGGGGCACCUGCAGCCACGGGGGUCCCGGAGAGGGGGCCUGUCCCCGCCAGGGCACGGAACGGCAGCGGGCCCUCUCCUCUCGCCUGUGGCCCCCGCGGGGCCGGGGCUGGGCUGGGUCACCGCGAGGGCUCGCGGCGCCCGCCCGCCCCGGCUGCCACGUCCCCGUCGCAUCGCUUGUCUGCUCCAUCGCUCCGGUCGCAACGCUGCAUCCGUGUUCGGUUUUAUUUAAAUAAACUCGUGUGGUAACACUG